AUGUAUUUCCAGCCCACACCAGACUUUAAUUCCUCAUGGGUAACUCUGCCUGCCCCCUCGCUGGGCACCGGCGCGAGCCCGACCCUCUGCCCCUCCGCAGGGCUGCUGCCAGCUCACGGCAGCGUUUUGGAGCUGGAGCGGAUGAUCAAGUCGGCCACGGGGAAAAGCGCCCUGCUCUCCUACAGCUGGUACGGGUGUUUCUGCGGCAUCGGGGGCAGAGGGACCCCAGUGGACGCCACCGAUCAGUGCUGCCGCGCUCACGACUGCUGCUACAGGAAGCUGAGAGAGGGCAAGUGCAGACCCCUGAUAACCCCCUACCACUUCGACAUUGCUGAUGGAGACAUUGUUUGCAGUGAUGAGCAGAGCUGGUGCAAGAGAGAGACCUGUCUAUGUGACAAGGCGGUGACUUCGUGCUUCGCGAGCACUUUGCAUUCCUACAAUAAAUCCUACCGCUUCUAUUUCAAGCUGAAAUGCCGAGGAAGUAAGCUCCAGUGCUGAGGAGGGGAAACCUGCACACAAAGUUGCAGAUUUUGACUGGCUUUCCCCAUUGCUGUGGCAAGAAAAGCCUGACAUGGGGGCUGAACAGCCGAAGCCAGCAAGGCUCCCCGCAAGGUGAUGCUCAGGGUGAGGAAGGGUGUCCGCGUUACGGAUGGAGAUCCCCCACUUCCCAUAAAGACACGGCGGCUUCCAUUUUUUAUGUCCCUUCCUCUUCUCUUUUCUCUCUUGAUUUAAUUUCCCACAGAUAAUAAAAGGUUUUCAAAAUGAUUCUCUGUGGUGUUUUUCUGAAAGAGCCACUGAGACACUGCGAUGGUGGCGUCUGGGCUGCUGGGUCCGGCGAGCACUUUUGCAUCGCACAGCUUAGUCACACCAUCUGCCUGAUACCCCAAUAUUUCCAUGGUCCCGUCAGCUGCCUGGAAAAGCUGAAGAUCCAGCAGCAGCUGGAAUUCACAGAUCUAUCACCAAAUCUAUCCCGCUUGGGGCAGUAUUGCUGCUCCGGGUCCCCAGCUAUG
Molecule: messenger RNA, 1010 nt
Organism: Falco peregrinus (peregrine falcon)
Lineage: Eukaryota; Metazoa; Chordata; Aves; Falconiformes; Falconidae
Product: phospholipase A2, membrane associated-like
Exons: 3
Coding region: 1-498 (165 amino acids)
Biological process (GO): negative regulation of T cell proliferation; arachidonate secretion; lipid catabolic process
Molecular function (GO): phospholipid binding; calcium ion binding
Source: RefSeq, a predicted model, not a curated record